Molecule: messenger RNA, 1871 nt
Organism: Manduca sexta (tobacco hornworm)
Lineage: Eukaryota; Metazoa; Arthropoda; Insecta; Lepidoptera; Sphingidae
Exons: 1
Coding region: 80-1864 (594 amino acids)
Source: RefSeq, a predicted model, not a curated record
GUUGUCAAGUAAAUUAUUUAUCAUAUUUGUAUGCAAUGUCACGGUUUCUUUCAAAGUGUAAUAUUUGUAAAAAUAAGCCAUGGUUUAUUAUCACACAUCGAGCAAUAUAAAAAUAUUGAGAAAUAUUAUGCUUGACUAUGCGGCGACCAGUGAGGUAUCACCAUAUGAGUAUAUGAAAACUUAUAUUGAAAAGUGUCCAGAAGAUAUACAGGAUGCGAAAAUCUCAUGGAUUGUCGAAUCAUUCUUAGAGAUACAAAAACAUAUUCGGUUCUUGAAAGAGAUAGCAUCUUACAUGUCGAAUGAACUUUCAGACGAAGAUCAGGAUUACGUUAUUAUAAUACUUCACGCCGUAACUUUCCAAAUCGGUCCAAAAUGUAUGCCACACUUGUAUAAGUGCUUAUUUAAUUUAAGCAAACCGCUUUUGAAUGGUUUUACAAAGUUUUUGGGUAACAACGAAAUCUUAGCUUUUAUUUCACAGAUAGCUCAGUCUAGUUAUGACACAGAUUAUAUAACUGAAAAAAUUAUUAGCCCUCUUUUUGAAUGGCAACCUUACAUUAGUGAAAUGGCACACAAUUAUGCCGAAUACGUUAAAAAAGUUGAAAGUAGGAGAUUAAAACCGCCCACUGUGCCUAUACAGCCCAAAGUUUUAAGCCGCAAAACUAAAGAAUCGCCGUCACCACCACUUCAGGUAUCAUUACCGGUUACUCCACCGAACUCCGUAAAAAAUAAAUGCCGCAGAAUGCUCACAAAAAGCGCAAUCGAUUUAAAACUGAAGCAAGUGCAUGAAAAAAAUAAACAAAGGGCGAAUCAUUUACUUAAUGACGUGAAGAAUAAACAUUAUCAUUAUGCACAAGUAAAAUCUGACAAAUCUUACAAAAAACUUAGCAAUAUCAAAGAUGAAAUAGAUAAUGAUAUAACAAAACCAGUAACACGGCCAAGACAUAAAUUUAUUAUCAAGGGACCACCUCCUCCUGUGAAAGAUACUGCCACGACGGUAAAAAGAAUAAAUAAACGAAUGCAAAUAGUAGAGGAGGAGGAAGUGCAAUGGUUACAUAGUCUUGUAAAAUCUUGUAAUAACGUCGUAAAAGUUGAAGAACUUGAAGAGUAUGACCGACAAGAACGAGAGAGGGAAAGAUUAUAUGACAUUGAAAGAAAACAUCUGAUGGGACAAAUUUCACGAGAAGAAGCUUUCAUAUCUAAAAAUAAAUUGCGAGAGGAUAAUAGAAAAAAGUAUGAACAGUUUUUAAAAGAAAAAGAAAUUUGGAAUGAAGAAAUUGAGAAGUGGAAGAAAAGUGAGAUUGAAAAAAAUCGUAAAUAUGUUGAAAAACUUUCUAUGAUAGAACUCAAUAUACUUCAAGCGAAAAAUGGUGUAAUGGAAAAAAAGAAAGAUUUAGCUGAAAAUAUUAAGAAAGAAUCAGAAGUGAUGCUUGCAAAAGCAAUGAAAAUAAAACAAGAAGAGUUGGAUCGUAAAAUUAACAUGAUUAAAGAAAUUAAAAUAUUAGCUCUUAUUGCUAAGAAAGCUAAAGCCCCAAAAAUUAUAGAUCUAACAGAAUCUUCUGGCAUAGGUUUAUUAUGUGAAAUGUCCAUCACUGAACUUCAAGAAAGAUUAAACAUUAUGAAAAUGGAACUAAAAGAAGAACUUGAGAGAAAGAAAACUCUUAUAAAAGAAGAAAAUACAGCUGCCAAACAGGAGUUGGAAGCUGCUAAAAGUACUAUUAAAAAUUAUAUGACCGAACGGGCAAUAUUACGAAAACAAAAUAAAAAAUCAAAUUCUAAUGUUGAAUAUAAAUCUUCAAAAGAAAUAAACGAUUUAAAAAAGAUGUUAGAAGAAAAAAGAAAAUUGCGAAUAAAGAUGAGUUAUUGAAUGUAUU